This is a messenger RNA of Cydia amplana, 1095 nucleotides long. RefSeq lists its product as uncharacterized. Gene Ontology annotation, cellular component: membrane. Bases 1 to 1095 code for a protein of 364 amino acids. The transcript is spliced from 8 exons. NCBI's taxonomy places the organism in Eukaryota, Metazoa, Arthropoda, Insecta, Lepidoptera, Tortricidae. Gene Ontology annotation, biological process: sensory perception of taste. The record is from RefSeq and is a predicted model, not a curated record.
AUGCCCUUGUACAACCAGUAUUUUUGUAUCGGACUGUACCUCAGCAUUAGGUACUGUAUACGCCCUACAAGCCCAGUGGACAUUAAGUCGUCAGUCGAUACAAGCUUCCGCGGUCCUCCUACAGAGUGCUUGGUGGGCGGCGCGCUAGCGCUAGUACUGCGGGUCUCGAGAUGCGCAGGAGUGGCCCCGCUGAGCUUCACCGCCGCGGGCGCGGGCUGGCGCAUGGCGAUGUCACCGCCGCUCGACGUAUUUCAGCGCGUAUUCAUGACUGCUCUUAAUAUCGUAGGCCUAGCAGCCCUAAUUCUAGACUUCCAAGAAGAUAAAUUCAAGCGUAUCCGCGUCGACGAGACCGCCGUAACGGCUUUUGUAUUCGUCGCCGACCUCACCCUGGUGCUGUUCAUAGCCAGCCUGGCUGUGUACCGCGGCUCCGCCCGGAUGGAGAGGCUCAUACGGUUGCUGACGGGGCUACAGAAGAUCAAUGCUGACCUAAAUAAUACCGGAUGCGUAAAGAUGGAAAAGAUUAGCGUCAUCGCAGUGACUAGUAUUUUGCUGAGCACCUUAGUGGUCGAGGUGGUUGAGAUCUACUUCUGGUUCAAGUUCUGUAUUGAAGACGGAUUAAACUGGUCCAUAAUGAUAAUGUACAUCUCGUACUAUGUGGCCAACUAUCUGGGUCUGCUGGCAAUGCUGCAGUGGAGUUUCAGCGCCUUAGCUCUUUACGGCGCCGCGGCUGCGGUCAACCAGCGCCUACUGAGACUGCACCACGUGAAGUUGAAGGCCGAAGGAACUGCGAUGUUAGAAGUAUACCUGAGUCCUCCGAAGCCCGUAGUGGACUGCUUCACAACGAAGCACUAUGACAUAACUCCUCCAGAGUUCGCCGCAUAUCCAUUCCAAGUGCAAUCCAUGGUUCGCCGUCUCGCUUCCUCGUACGGGCACAUCGGCGAGCUGAUGAGACAGACGAACGAGACCAAUGGCAUAAUCAUCAUGACCAUGCUUAUGGCCGCGUUUCUGCAUCUUGUGAUCACUCCGUACUACUUGUUGCUGAAUUUGAGUGAGUUUAGUUAUUAUAAUAGUACCCGGCACAUGUUUAACAGGUGA